Molecule: messenger RNA, 1824 nt
Organism: Colletotrichum chrysophilum
Lineage: Eukaryota; Fungi; Ascomycota; Sordariomycetes; Glomerellales; Glomerellaceae
Exons: 4
Coding region: 1-1824 (607 amino acids)
Biological process (GO): lactate catabolic process
Cellular component (GO): mitochondrion
Molecular function (GO): D-lactate dehydrogenase (cytochrome) activity; D-lactate dehydrogenase (NAD+) activity; FAD binding
Source: RefSeq, a predicted model, not a curated record
AUGGCGCAUCUUAGAGCCAGAGCUCCGCAAGCAGCUUUGCAGGGCCUCAGAGCCGUGAGCCCGGCCCCGCGCCGACGAUGCGUCGCCCUCGCUGGCGCCGCGCGGCAAAUGUCCAGCAAGCCCGAACGACCGACGUCGAACGAGGAGAAGCACGGCAGGUCCUUCCAGGGCCAGGUCGUCGGCUCCAUCUCCCAGAGACUGGCGCGCGAGCGGGCGGAACGCGAGAGGUUCGCUGCUGAGCGGGAAAAGACCGGUCCCGGCAGAAACUGGGCGUACACCUUUGUGCUCCUCACAUCCGUCGGUGUUUCGUACUACCUCGGCACCCUCGUCCCCUCAAGUCCCAACGAAGAGUCGACGCUGCCGCUGCACAAGACGAUCGCACCGCUACACAAACUUAACAAGGAGAACCUCGAGGCCGCGUGGGCGGAUUUCGUCAACAUCGUCGGCAAGGAGAACGUCAGUACUACCAGCACCGACCUCGACCACCACGCCAGCUCGGAAUGGUCGUCGCACGCGGCGGGGCCCGACGAGAGGCCCUUCUGCGUCGUGUUCCCUAGCUCUACGGAGGAGGUCUCGCAGGUCAUGCGCAUCUGCCACCAGCGCCGCAUUCCCGUCGUCGGCUACAGCGGCGGCACCAGCCUGGAGGGCCACUUCACGCCCACGCGCGGCGGCAUCUCCAUCGACUUUGGCCGCAUGAACAAGGUCCUGGCGCUGCACCAGGAGGACCUCGACGUCGUCGUGCAGCCCGCCGUCGGCUGGGAGUCGCUUAACGAUCAGCUCGCACAGUCGAACCUCUUCUUCCCGCCGGACCCGGGCCCGGGCGCCAUGAUCGGCGGCAUGAUCGGCACGGGGUGCAGCGGGACGAACGCCUACCGCUACGGCACCAUGCGCGAGUGGGUUCUUAGUCUGACCGUCGUGCUCGCGGACGGCACCGUCAUCAAGACGAGGCAGCGCCCGCGCAAGAGCUCCGCCGGCUACGACCUCACCAAGCUGUUCAUCGGCUCCGAGGGCACGCUGGGGCUCGUCACCGAGGCGACGCUCAAGGUCACAACGAAGCCGGCGUCGACGUCCGUGGCGGUGACGUCGUUCCCGACGAUCCGCGACGCCGCGAGCUGCGUGGCCAAGGUCGUCGCGGCAGGCAUCCCCGUCGCGGCGGUGGAGAUCCUGGACGACCUGCAGAUGCAGUGCAUCAACAAGGCGGGCAUGACGAGCAAGGCGUGGACGGAGGCGCCGACGCUCUUCUUCAAGUUCGCGGGCACCGAGAGCGGCGUCAAGGAGCAGGUGGCCCUCGUCAAGCAGCUCGCCGCCAAGACUGGCAGCAAGACGUUCGACUUUGCCAAGAACGAGGAGGAACAGCACGAGCUCUGGAGCGCGAGGAAGGAGGCCCUGUGGAGCACCAUGGCGGUCAAGCGCGAGGGCGAUCACGUCUGGACUGGCGACGUCGCCGUGCCGAUGAGCAGGCUGCCGGACAUCAUCGAGGAGACCAAGGAGGCGCUGGCCAAGACGGGGCUGUUCGGAACCAUUGUCGGCCACGUAGGCGACGGCAACUUCCACACCAUUCUGCUGUACAACGACCAGGAGCGCAAGCGGGCCGAGCACUUUGUGCACAACAUGGUCAAGCGCGCUGUCGAGAUGGAGGGUACUGUCACGGGUGAGCACGGUGUUGGUCUCGUCAAGAGAGACUACCUCCCCCACGAGCUGGGCGAGACGACCGUCGACACCAUGAGACAGAUCAAGAAGGCUCUCGACCCCCUCUGCCUCCUCAAUUGCGAUAAGAUCGUCAGGGUGCAGCCUCCCAAGGCUGGCGAGGUGAGCGAGUGGUAA